Molecule: messenger RNA, 4846 nt
Organism: Cornus florida
Lineage: Eukaryota; Viridiplantae; Streptophyta; Magnoliopsida; Cornales; Cornaceae
Product: formin-like protein 18
Exons: 18
Coding region: 475-4443 (1322 amino acids)
Source: RefSeq, a predicted model, not a curated record
UUUGUGACCCACACGUCGUCGUCCGACGUGGCUCUGCAAGUCGGUUGGUGAUCUGAUUCUGAGCUUAUCGAGUCAUGUAGCUACCAUUUUACGUGCAAGAGAGAACCCGAAAAAGAAAAAAAAAUACAAAUGUAUUAACAAAUUAGUCCCCUUCGAACAUCAGACAACAACAACAAACAGAGUUUAGAGUCAGAAAAUAUACGGAAUUUCACCGUUUUUAUAAGCUUCCUCUAAACUGCCUGUCUUUCCUCCCACCGAAAGCGAAGUCUCAAUUAUAAGUUAAUAUCAUUCCUCAUAUUCGACUUUCAUUUUCAGGUAAUACUAUAUUGAUUGCAUAUACACAUGUAUACAGAUAUACACAUGUGUGUAUAUAUAUGUGAGCUUUGAUUAGUAUGGCUUGAAUUGGAGCCUAGCUGUGUGGUUUGGCGUUCUAGGGUUUUGGAAUUCGAGGACUGUGUCGGUCACUGAUAUCACAUGGCAUUGUUUCGCAAAUUGUUUUUCCGGAAGCCACCUGAUGGACUUUUGGAGAUCUGCGAGAGAGUUUACGUAUUUGAUUGCUGUUUCACUACCGAUGCUUGGGAAGAAGAAGAUUACAAAGUCUAUGUAGGAGGCAUAAUGGGUCAACUUCGAGAUCACUACCCCGACGCUUCAAUCUUGGUGUUCAAUUUUCGUGAGGAAGAGACACACAGCCAGAUUGCUAAUGUUUUGUCUGAGUAUGAUAUGACCGUAAUGGAUUAUCCCCGGCAUUACGAGGGUUGCCCACUGCUUUCAAUGGAAGUGCUCCACCAUUUUCUAAGAUCAAGUGAAAGCUGGAUGUCACUUGGGCAGCAAAAUGUUCUUUUAAUGCACUGUGAGCGAGGUGGUUGGCCGGUUUUGGCUUUCAUGUUGGCUGCACUUUUGAUUUAUAGAAAGCUUUACACCGGGGAACAAAAGACCUUAGACAUGGUUUACAAGCAGGCUCCUCGCGAACUUUUGCACUUGUUGUCACCUCUGAAUCCUCUCCCUUCUCAAAUAAGGUAUUUACAGUAUGUAUCAAGGAGAAAUGUGGUCUCUGAAUGGCCUCCUUUAGUUAGGGCUCUCACCUUGGACUGCAUCAUUAUCCGAUUAAUUCCUAAUUUUGAUGGGGAGGGGGGUUGCCGCCCAAUAUUUCGGAUAUAUGGACAGGAUCCUUCUCUUGUUAACGAUCAAACUCCUAAAGUUUUGUAUUCAACUCCAAAAAGGGGCAAGACUGUCCGGCACUACAAGCAGGCAGAAAGUGAACUAGUUAAGAUUGAUAUCAACUGCUGUAUUCAAGGUGAUGUUGUAAUCGAGUGUAUUAGCUUGAAUGAUGACAUGGAGCGGGAGGAGAUGAUGUUCCGAUUCAUGUUCAACACAGCCUUUAUUAGGUCAAAUAUUUUAAUGCUUAAUCGCGAUGAAAUUGACAUAUUGUGGGAGGCUAAGGAUCAAUUUCCAAAGGAGUACAGAGCGGAGGUUCUUUUCUCAGACAUGGAUGCUGCUGCUUCCAUAGUUCCUACGGAAUUGUCUUUUCUUGGGGAGGAAGGCCUUCCAGUGGAGGCAUUUUCUAAAGUUCAAGAGAUCUUUAGCAAUGUAGAUUGGUUACUUCCAAAGACAGAUGCUGCACUAACUGUGCUCCAACAAAUAGCUGCAUCAAAUAUUGCUCAAGAGAAGUUGGACUUUUCCCAUCAGAGUGUGGAUACUAACAAUUUAUUGCAUGAAUUAAGUCCUGAAAAGUUCCAGGAGAAACAGAGGCCUACAGAGCUGGAAAAUAAUAUUAAGCAUUCAUCACACUUGGUUUCGGAGGAUCAGUCGGUGCCCUCGGCUGAACUGUCACCAAAUGCAGAUUUGAACCAAGAGAAGGCUAAUCCAGAAUAUGUGGAACCCGGAAGUGUGCUAAUUUCGCCUCCAACACUACUGCCACCACUUCCAUCACGAUCUACAUUGAUUGCUUGCCCUACAGAAGCAUUUGCUUCUCCUCCACCUUCACCAACACUACCACUUAAUCAUCCUUCGACCUCAAAACCAGUGGAUUCACUUACAAGACAGCCUGACAGCUUUCUGGAAGGAGGCCAGCCUUUAUUGGCUUCUUCCUCAUCUGCAACUGAAACUUUAUCUUCAGGUACCUGUUCCAUCAAUUUUUUGUCCAGUCCUUCUUCCCAAACUACAGCCCUUGCAAUUGCUUCACCAACUGCAGCUCUUCCAUUGCUUCCUUCAACGGAGAAACCAGCUAUUGGAACUAGACCUCCUCCACCCCCACCUUCACCUCCUUCAACUCCGGCCUUGAAAGAUUCGGGUAUUCUCACUGGGCGACUUUCAGACCCAACUCCUCCUCCUACAACUCUGCCUUUAAAGGACAAUAAAAUUAUUAGAACUGGACCUCCUCCACCCCCCCCACCACCUCCUCCAGUUUCGUAUUUAAGAGAGAAUCCAGCCAUUAGCAGUGGUCCUCCUCCACCCCCACCUCCUCCUACUCCACCUUUGGAGGAGAAUUCAGAUGUAAGAGCUGGAACUCCCCCACCUCCACUUCCUCCUUGGACUCCACCUUUGAAGGAGAAUCCAGCCAUUAGCAGUGGUCCUCCUCCCCCGCCACCUCCUCCUACUCCACCUUUGAAGAAGAAUUCAGAUGUAAGAGCUGGAACUCCCCCACCCCCACCUCCUCCCCCAACUCCACUUCCUCCUCGGACUCCACCUUUGAAGGAGAAUCCACCCAUUCGCAGUGGUCCUCCUCCACCCCCACCUCCUCCUACUCCACUUUUAAAGGAGAAUUCAGAUGUAAGAUAUGGAACUCCCCCACCCCCACCUCCUCCCCCUACUCCACUUCCUCCUCGGACUCCACCUUUGAAGGAGAACUCAGCUAUCAGAACUGGCCCACCCCGACCCCCACCCCCACCCCCACCCCCUCCUUUUUCUGGCCAAGCUGCAGUGCCUACAAUCUCAUCUUCAGUGCCCCCGCCACCACCUCCACCUGCUCCCAGUUCUUCCUCCCAGUAUCUUGACCCUGUUAAAGGGCAUAUAAAGGUGGAUGCUUUUCCACAACAAUUGCUUUCGGCAGGUAGUAAUGGAGACAAUAGUUUGUCUGGAUCUCCAUCUCAUGUACCUCUGUCUCCUGCUCCUCCAUCUCCUACUCCUCCUUUCAGUUAUCCACCCAGCUUAAAGGGACGUUUGUCGCGUACUAUAAGUUCAAGGAAUAAUCAAUCAAAAAAACUAAAGCCAUUGCAUUGGUUAAAAUUAACCAGAGCAGUGCAAGGAAGCUUGUGGGCAGAGGCACAAAAAUCUGGUGAAGCUUCCAAGGCACCGGAGAUUGAUAUGUCAGAACUUGAGAGUCUUUUCUCAGUAGCAGUUCCAAAUUCAAAUCAAGGGGGAGGCGGGAAAUCAAAUUCUCGUGCUUCACUUGGGCAUAAAUCUGAAAAAGUGCAACUGAUUGAACACAGGCGGGCAUAUAAUUGUGAAAUCAUGCUUUCAAAGGUGAAAAUACCAUUACCUGACUUAAUGAGUUCAGUGCUUGCCUUGGAAGAUUCGGCAUUAGAUGCUGAUCAGGUUGACAAUCUUAUUAAGUUCUGUCCAACGAAAGAGGAGAUGGAACUGCUCAAGGGCUACAAGGGGGAGAAGGAAAAGCUAGGAAAAUGUGAACAGUUCUUCUUGGAGUUGAUGCAAGUACCACGAAUAGAAUCUAAGCUCAGAGUUUUCUCAUUUAAGAUCCAGUUCCGUUCCCAGGUUUCUGAUCUUAGUAGUAGCCUGAAUGUAGUAAAUUCGGCAGCAGAACAGAUCAGGAGUUCUGCCAAAUUUAAAAGAGUUAUGCAGACAAUUCUUUCACUAGGAAAUGCUUUGAACCAGGGAACUGCUAGGGGCUCUGCUGUUGGGUUCAAAUUGGAUAGCCUCCUCAAACUCACUGAUACACGUGCCCGGAACAACAAGAUGACUCUCAUGCAUUAUCUAUGUAAGGUGCUUGCUGAUAAACUGCCAGAACUUCUUGACUUUUCAAAAGAUCUUCCAAGCUUGGAACCUGCAUCAAAGAUACAACUGAAAUUCUUGGCGGAGGAAAUGCAAGCCAUUAGCAAAGGACUCGAGAAAGUUGUACAAGAAUUAUCCUUGGCCGAAAAUGAUGGUCCCGUGUCUCUAGAGUUCUGCAAGAUUUUGAAGGAGUUUCUUUGUUUUGCUGAAGCUGAAGUUAGGUCACUGGCUUCACUGUAUUCUGGGGUGGGUAGAAAUGUGGACGCCUUGAUUCUUUACUUUGGGGAAGAUCCAUCUCGCUGUCCAUUUGAACAAGUUAUUUCAACUCUAUUCAACUUCGUGAAAAUGUUCAAUCAUGCUCAUGAGGAAAAUUGCAAGCAGCUUGAGCUUCAGAAAAAGAAAGCAGAGAAGGCUGCAGAAAGUGAGAAGUUGAAGAUACAUGCUUCACAUGACACUGAAAAUUCAUUGCAUACUCCAGUUAAGAGAAUCAAAUAAUUUGACAAUACUAUAUCCCCGUGAGCUAGUUUCCCUACCAGGAAUAAAAAAUAUCAUAUGCUGCUGCUAGCAAAAACAUACGGAACACCGAGGAAAUGAGAAAUGAUCUUCUGAAUGGGAGAAGGAUGUAUAUAUAGUUGUGAGUUGAUGCAUAGGUGUAGAGUUGUAAAAAGACGCAAUUUGCAGCAAGCUAAAGGAUCGAACUUCUGUUUCAAGAGCAGAAACAGGGAGUUGGUGCAGUCCUGUUCGCUGUAGGCAACUUGUAAAAUAUCUACUGUCAGAAUGUAAGAUAUAUUUGAAAUGGAAAAACUGUUAUUCUGUCCUUUCUUUUCUAGUUUUUAUUCUGAUUUUCUGUUUCUCUUCUUAGUUUUUUAUUUAUAAAAUUAAUCCUAAUUGCCAUGUA